GAAUCCGGCAUCUGGCCACACUGGGCACUGGGUCCCACAGAUUUUUUUUCCACCAAAGUCUCGGGUCGUGGUCGCGCUAAUUGGACAUUUAAGAGCCCCAGCAAGGCAAAAGCCAAGCAGCAUUUGCUCCACUCUCGAUUUGCGCGUUUGUUUACUGGCGUCUGGUAUCUGCUAUAGCUAUAUCCGAUAUCUGGCCGAUCGGCGCGUACCGAUAACACUGAACGAAACCCGAAUCAGAAUCAGAAUCCGAAUCAGAAUAAUCUGAAUUCCCAACCGACCCUCUCUCUCUUGGCAUUUUUUCGCGUGCAUCCAUCUGCAGCAGUUGCAAAAAAAAAAAUUAAAAAUAAAAAUUAAAUAUAUAAAAAUAUUGUAAAGAAAGCGAAAAAUAAUAAAAAUAAAAGCGAAUAAUAACGAAGAGAGUGCAAAAAGAAAUAAUAAAAAAAAAAAGAAAAAAGUUUGAAGCUAAAAGGCCGCAAGUGACCAGAACACGAGGAAGCCAGACCAUCAUCGGAGGCCAGGAACACCAGGAGACAGUACAGUAGCAGGUACUCCAGCACUCCUGGAGCAGAAGCUGGUGCUGCCGGAAAGGAUAAAUACUCCAGCAGCAGUAGUUUGGAGCAAGAUCGUCGGGCAAGAUGUCUUCGCCGGCGGCUCAGAGCAACAGCACCAGCCAAUCCCAGUCGCAAUCGCAGUCCGGAGUCCAGCAGCAGCAGCAGCAGCAGAAUCAAAAGGCCAACAACUCCAACAACACGACACACGAGAACAAGAAUGCCGCCGGUACGACGGGGACGGCGGCAUCAGCGGGUUCUGGAUCUGGUACAGGAUCUGGUACAGGCGGAGCGACAGCAUCCGGUACUGGAGGUGCCGGUGGCUCGGGUACAUCCUCGAGCGGACCACAGAGCCCCACCAAACGGAGCACAAUAUCGACAAAGGAGCGUGUGAUCGACAGUGUCCCAUUUCCGCCUAGCCGGAAACUGACCUGCGCGGAUGUGUUCGAUGCCAGGACUGGGAAGCCCCAUCACGAUGUCCUCAAGCAGCACUUUAUAUUGGAGGGUAGGAUCGAGGAGAGCGCCGCCCUGCGCAUCAUCCAGGAGGGCGCCACCCUGCUCCGCCAGGAGAAGACCAUGAUCGAUAUUGAGGCGCCGGUGACGGUGUGCGGCGACAUCCAUGGCCAGUUCUAUGAUCUGAUGAAGCUGUUCGAGAUCGGCGGAUCGCCGGCCACCACCAAGUAUCUCUUCCUCGGCGACUAUGUGGACCGGGGAUACUUCAGCAUCGAGUGCGUGCUGUAUCUGUGGUCGCUGAAGAUCAGCUAUCCGCAGACGCUGUUCCUGCUGCGCGGCAACCACGAGUGCCGGCACCUGACCGAGUACUUCACCUUCAAGCAGGAGUGCAAGAUCAAGUACUCGGAGCGCGUCUAUGACGCGUGCAUGGACGCGUUCGACUGCCUGCCGCUGGCGGCGCUGAUGAACCAGCAGUUCCUCUGCGUGCACGGCGGCCUCUCGCCGGAGAUCCACGAGCUGGAGGACAUCAGGCGGCUGGAUAGGUUCAAGGAGCCGCCGGCCUUCGGGCCCAUGUGCGACCUGCUGUGGUCCGAUCCGCUGGAGGACUUUGGCAACGAGAAGAACUCGGACUUCUACACGCACAACUCGGUGCGCGGGUGCUCGUACUUCUACAGCUACGCCGCCUGCUGCGACUUCCUGCAGAACAACAACCUGCUGUCGAUCAUCCGGGCGCACGAGGCGCAGGACGCCGGCUACCGCAUGUACCGGAAGAGCCAGACCACCGGCUUCCCCUCGCUGAUCACCAUCUUCUCGGCGCCCAACUAUCUCGACGUGUACAACAACAAGGCGGCGGUGCUCAAGUACGAGAACAACGUGAUGAACAUCCGGCAGUUCAACUGCUCGCCCCACCCCUACUGGCUGCCCAACUUCAUGGACGUGUUCACCUGGUCGCUGCCGUUCGUCGGCGAGAAGGUCACCGAGAUGCUGGUCAACGUCCUGAACAUCUGCUCCGACGACGAGCUCAUGACCGAGGAGAGCGAGGAGCCGCUGUCCGACGACGAGGCGGCGCUGCGCAAGGAGGUCAUCCGGAACAAGAUCCGGGCCAUCGGCAAGAUGGCGCGCGUCUUCUCCGUGCUCCGCGAGGAGUCCGAGUCGGUCCUGCAGCUGAAGGGCCUGACGCCGACGGGCGCCCUGCCCCUCGGCGCCCUCUCCGGCGGCAAGCAGUCAUUGAAGAACGCGAUGCAGGGCUUCUCGCCCAACCACAAGAUCACCUCCUUUGCGGAGGCCAAGGGCCUGGAUGCGGUCAACGAGCGGAUGCCGCCACGUCGGGAUGCCACGCCCUCGCCGGCGGAGGAGGGCCAGAAGUCACUGUCAGCGGCGGCAGCAGCAGCGGCCAACGCAAAUGCGAAUGCAAUCAAUGGAUAAUUCUAAGUCAGGAAGGAGCAGGAAGGAAGGAUACAGAGCUGGAUGUGCAGCUGCUAAUGGAGCGUAGUUUGAAUCGGAUCAGGAGGCUGGAGUUGAAGGAGGAGGAGGAGGAGAAGGAGGAGCAGGAGGCAGAGGCGGAUGGCCGGAGGAUCUGGAGGAUCGGAGGAGCAGCAGCUAAGUCAGUUAGUAGUCAACAGUGGGAGGGAGACACCAAACAGUUCAGAACAGUCUUAAAAAUAGAAGCAGUCUCAAGCUCGGCUCAAAAAAGAGGAAGAAAUUUAAACACACACAGAGACACAGGACGCAGGACACAGGAUAUAGCCUGUUUCCACUGACCAUCGAUCGAUUGAGGGCCAGUGGGAAGAGGAUAUCCACUUAAAACGAAAGCAAGGAUAACAGGCACGUAGCCCGUGGAUGGAAAACCAAGUUUAUAAAUCAUUUAAAACUAGAUUUACAUUUUAAGGACAUUUGUUACGGGCUACUGUCCUGGAAGGAUAAGAAAAAAAGAGCAGAGACACCACACACACACACACACACAAACACACACAAGAGAAACAAAGAAGAGCAAGAAUAACAAUAAAAUGAAGAUGAAGAAGCCCAGAGAGCGGAGAGAAGCUAUAAAGUUGGAUGAAUUAUAUAUAUAACAGAUAUAUAUUAAAAUUUUGUGCAACGUUAUAUCAAAAGAGCAAAUGUAAAAGCUAAGCAAACAUGUUUAAAUUCGCGCGCGCUUUUUUUUGGUAAGCAGGGCGAAGCGAAGAAGCAAGCAGUUAUGUCGGCAAGCAGUGCACCCGAAAGCUGCGCAUGCGCCUGCGCGCAUUUCCAAAUCCAAAAUAAAAAAAAUAAAUAAAAACUAAAACUAAAGAAUAUGAAUAAAGCAAAUUAGGUAAUUUAAAUUAUUUGCUAACAAAUUGCAAAACGAAACAAAAUCGAAACAAGAAUUAAAACUCUCAUCUCUGUAAAGUCAAACCAAAACGAAAUGACAAAAAAAAGCUAACCUAAAAAUCUCUAAUAAUAAAAACAAACUCUACUACUUUCGUUGUGUGGCGUCUGCGGCGACUUCUAUACAAAAACAAACAAAAAACUGAAAACUAAAAACUAAAAACUAAAAAAACCAAAUAAAAAUAAAGAAGAAUGAAGGCUAGAGAGCAAAAUAGAUGAAGAGAACAAACAACUUCCUACAACAACAGCAGCAACAAUAUUUUACUACAAUAUUUUAAUACAAGAACAAGAAACGACUGAAUCUCUCUCUCUCUCUCUCUCUUUCUAUCUAUGUAUCUAUCUAACUAUCCGACUCUUUCUCUCACACACAAAAACACACAGAAAACACCAACACUUACAUAACACACUUACAAGAACAAGAAAACAACAAAGCGGAGGGAUAUCGAUCAACUCAAAGUUGAUGCGAGCCAGCCGCGAGUAUCGUUUAAAUCGGUAAUCGUUUAUCGUUUAUCGUCGCCAUUGUCGCCUCACACUCUCUCAUCUGGUGAUUGUGUAUGUGGUCUUUAUAUACGUGCCAUCUUUGUCGUAGUCAUUAGCUGAAUAUAUAAUUAAUAUAUUUGCAUGUGCUGCAGCGAUGCAGGUUGCAAGUGAUGUGCCACACCUACCCUACUCUAUCCUUUUCUCUCUCUCUCUUUCUUCUCUCUUUGUGUAAUUUGUAUGUAUCGAUAUGUAAUCGAAUCUCAUGGCGCGUUUUUCGUUCUAUCUCUAGAUCCUCUUCCAUCUCUAGAUAAUCCCCCCCAACCGAUAAAUAACUGUUUCCUGGCAUUUGCGCCUGCGUCGUGGACGUGUGUGAAUAUCCUUUUUAUACUUAAUCGAAUUUUAGUUACUUGUUAUAAAGUGGAUAACGAUGGGGAUAACGGAGAACGUAGUAAAAAAACAAAAUGGAAAAUGGAUAAAUAAAUAUUUAAAUAAAAAGGAAUGGAUUAAGAAAAGAACAGAAGCCUAACUGAAAAUGUAAUAAACAAAAAGAAAAAAACAUCUGCAAAUGGGAAUUUUGUUAUUACAUACAUUUUUUUUAAAUAUAUAUAUUUCUUGUUAUCUUUUUUAUAAUUUCUAUUUAUUGUAAACUAUUUAUAUAUAUACAACCACACCAACACAAUCACACACACACCCACACACACACACAUAAUAUAAAUACAUAAAAUAUAUAUAUAUUUAUAAACUAAAUUGUUGUUUCUACUUCAUUAUGCUUAUGUUUUUAUAACUCUAUAUAUAUAUACAUAUAUAUUGUAUAUUUAUAUUGUUUACUACACUUUUUUCUAUAAGCAUUAAGUAAUUUAAUUAAAUGAAUUUAAUAAAGAAGAAAAAAAAAAAACAUUUAAACAAAAACUAAAAAAAUAAUGGCGCGCGAUCAGGGCGUGCAGAAGUUUUCUUAAACAAAAAUAAUUAUAUUCUACAAUAAGAUGUAAGGGAAAAAAAUCAUUAACAAAACAAAAGAAACCGAACUAUGUGAAUUAACUAUUAAGUUUAAAUUAUACAACAAAAAACAAAAAAAAAAUGAUGAAAUUCAACCAAAUAACGUUUACAACCAUUUAAAAAACAAAA
Messenger RNA from Drosophila ananassae, 4970 nucleotides. Its product is annotated as serine/threonine-protein phosphatase 2B catalytic subunit 3. Gene Ontology annotation, cellular component: calcineurin complex; cytoplasm. Gene Ontology annotation, molecular function: calmodulin binding; calmodulin-dependent protein phosphatase activity. Gene Ontology annotation, biological process: calcineurin-mediated signaling. The transcript is spliced from 2 exons. NCBI's taxonomy places the organism in Eukaryota, Metazoa, Arthropoda, Insecta, Diptera, Drosophilidae. The coding region runs from base 636 to 2426 and encodes 596 amino acids. The record is from RefSeq and is a predicted model, not a curated record.